AAAAAACGAGGACCUCUUUUUGAUUGAAGAAGAAGUUGGUUAAAUUUGUUGAAGGACGGGUUAGGUAUAAUUCAUUCAUCAAUGAAUUACAAAUGUUUGAUUCAGUCUGGCGUAAUUGACUAAAAAGGUCUGCUUGAAGCUACCGAAUGGUCGUUUGUUGCUGUGCUGUUGGUUAGCUCUUCUCGUGCUGUCAUUGACAGACACACCACAGGUCUUUUCUCCAAAAUGGUGAAAAUGGACAGUUCUGAAAUGGAAACAACGAUGGAUUUAAAAUGUCAGAAGGAAAAAGUCGACGAACAUGCGAGACGCAAGCUCGUCGAAGGAGAGAAGUGGUAUUUGAUAGCAUCAUCAUGGUUCACACGUUUAAUGGAUUAUUUGAACAGCGAUGAUCCAAAUGAUGCUGAAAAUCCUGGUCCUAUUGACAACUCUAGUAUUCUUCAAGGUGAUGACAAUGAAUUACUUAGAGAACAUCUCAUCGAUGAAAUGGACUAUAAACUGGUUCCUGAAGAUAUCUGGGAGUAUCUAGUUAACAUCUAUGGUUUAGCGGGAGGUCAAGAACCCAUAUCGAGAUAUGUUGUCAAUGUUGGAGAGUUCCAGGCUCACCUGAAAGUUGAAGUAUAUUUAGUUAAUAUAGAGCUGUGUAAGGAUUUUGAAUUAGACAAGACAGUUAAAAUGUAUUUCAGCAAGAAAGAUCCAGCUGGCAAAGUCCAUGAUGCAGCUAGGAAACAUUUUGAGAUUCCUGACACCAUCAAAAGUCAACUUUGGACUUGCUUUUCAAACAAUGCUUACAAUCUUGUCAAAAAUCUUGAAAAAACACUCCAAGAAGAGCUGAUAUGUCCUAAUUGUGUAGUUAUUCUUGACACCCAAGGUCCAGAUGGAGUCUACUCAAGUAAAGAGCAUAUGAAAAGAUUUGACCUCCGAGAGCCUGUUAACAAAUCAACAGCAUCGAAAGAGACUGUCAAAAGUGCUGCUAUUCCUUUGCCAGCUCCUGAAGCACCUUCAUCUGCUCCCCCUAUGACAACUAGGUACAGCAUGAACCAUUCAACUGUUACUGCUGGAUUGUGUGGUCUUUCUAAUUUGGGAAACACCUGUUUUAUGAACAGUGUGCUCCAGUGUAUGAGUAACACUCCUCCCAUCACUGAUUACUUCCUCAACAACCAUCAUCAUGAUGACCUAAAUGUUGAUAAUCCAUUAGGUAUGCGAGGUGAAAUUGCCAAGUCUUUCGGUGAGCUGAUCAAAACGAUGUGGAGUGGCACUUCAAGUACUGUACCUCAUCACUUCAAGCUUCAAGUCUCCAAAUUUGCCCCACAAUUUUCUGGGUACCAACAACAUGAUGCUCAAGAAUUACUCACGUUCCUCUUGGAUGGGUUGCAUGAAGAUCUUAACCGCAUUCAUGACAAGCCAUAUAUUAAGCAGAGAGACUCUGAUGGACGGCCUGAUGAGGUUGUUGCUGCUGAAGCAUGGAGCAACUACAAGAAACGCAAUGACUCAAUAAUUGUUGAACUUUUCCACGGACUAUUAAAAUCUACUGUGUGGUGUCCUCGGUGCAAGAUAACAUCUGUCACGUUUGACCCGUCAUGUUACCUAUCAUUACCCUUGCCUACCAAGUUACAUCGUCAAGUAGAGGUAUUAUUUAUUCCGUACUCAGGAGAGCAGAAACCAACACAUUACAGAGUUCAAGUGCCUCAGAGAGCACGCAUGGAAGAUGUGUUUCAAGGAUUACAUAAAUUUACAAAUUACCCUGUAGACCAAAUGAUUGCCACCGAAAAUGUGAAGCAUCACUUCCAGCAGAUAUUUGAUGCUACUGACUCAUUAGAUUCAUUAAGGGACGACAAAGAUCCAAUAGCUGUCUACCAAAUUCCUGUAUCAAUUCAUGACAAAAAGUAUGUUGCUCUACCGGUUUGCCAGUGGGAGUUGGCUGAAAGGAAAGAGUUUGCAAGAAGUCAGUUGUUUGGCAUGCCAGUGUUUGUUGUGGUUCCCAGAGUCGGAUGCUCAUAUCAUCAACUCUGCAAUGCAAUUCUCAAGAGAAUGGAUCCUUACCUCCUGAUUAAUGUGACUCCGAACCCCACUUACAAGAGUUUUGAUGAUGACUCUGUACAUCUAAAUGGAAGUAUGAAAGAUUCGGAUAAUGAAGAUGAGGAGGAUGAAGACAGUGAAGGGAAAGCUGCUAAUGGGGAUGGUCAUGAGAAGAUGGAUCUUCACUUUGAACAUGAGGAUUGGGAUAGAGAUGAUGAAGAUCAAAAGUAUACAAAUGGGGACUCUAUCAAUCAAACUAACAAGUUUGGAAUAUUCAUUGUGAACAACAAUAGGAUUCAAAGCAUGAAUUCUUCUGACAUGAACAAAAUUAUUACUUUCCCUGAUGCUUUGGGAAGACAAUACCUGGCAAUUCAAUGGACGCCAAAAUCUCGUCAAACAUACUUCAAAGAAACAGCAGUUCGUGACUAUGUGAAGCAUGAAAGUUACCUUUCUAUGAGGUCAGUUGGCGUUGACUUGAAAGACUGUCUAUCUCUCUACACCAGCACAGAGAAAUUGGAUGCAUCUGAGGCCUGGUACUGUCCAAAGUGCAAAGACCACAUAGAAGCAACCAAAAAGUUUGAUCUGUGGAAUCUUCCAAGAAUACUUGUUAUCCAUCUGAAGCGGUUCCACUUCAGCAGAUUCCGCCGAGACAAAAUUGACCUCACCGUCAAUUUCCCACUACAUGGAUUGGAACUGAAAGAUUAUAUUGUAGAUCCUAACUACGAUAAGAGCUCUACUUAUGACCUAAUUGGAGUUUGCAAUCAUUAUGGAAACCUUGCUGGGGGUCACUAUACAGCUUAUGGGCUGAACAAGUUAGAAAAUUCGUGGUAUCUGUUUGAUGAUAAUCAUGUUGGGAGAGCAAAUGAGUCAGCUGUUGUGUCAAACAACGCGUAUGUACUGUUCUAUAUGCGCCGUGAUGAUGAAGAAAUGCAGCAAUAGCCAAUGCCAACCCUGUUAAAAUAAUUGUGUGAAGUGGUAAAUUCCACUGUGAUGUGCAAGUAAGCAUCUUUGAGUGGCAACACUUGAAAGCCUUAUGAAGGAAACCUUUUUAUUUAAAAUAUGCUGUGAUAAAACUGAAGGUUUACCCACAAGUCAAGACAUAGAAGCUGGAAUGUUUGCAUUAUGACUGAUGGAAGAACUAAGGCAGUGAGAGGACAUUUCAUUGUUGUUUAGUGUUUUACAGUUGUCUUGUUUGACAUUUAGCUAAUUGUUCAUCAUUAUUUGUCAUGUGUUUUGUUUACUAACUAAUCCUCCUGAGAGGCUGCAUGGAUUUCUUGUCUCUCUGCCUUCUAUAACAGCUUUGUUUUGAAACAUAGCUUCUUUUGAGGUAUGUGUCUCUUGCUUGUAUUUGUUAUUCUCUUUGCCUAUUAUUGACCGGACUAUGUAUGUCAAGCUCCGAUUGUAAUGGUAAAAGAGACUAGAGCCUUCAUUUCCCAAAACUGUUAAUGGUACUGUUCACAAAUUGGUACAAAGUAAACUGGAUUUGAUUCUCACUUUUGCUGUAGACAUCCUAGUGAGUUAUAUUUCUUAUUUAAAAAAGAGAGUAUCGAUGAACAUGUAUUAAAUGUAGAAGAUUGUCCAAUUAAUUCCAGUUUAUUUUUUAAACAUCAGCUUCUAAUAUUAGCUUGAAGCUGUCCUGAUAUUUUUCAACUACUGUUAAAAUAUUGAGAUAUAUAUUUGAACUAGUUUUGAGAUUUGAGGCUGAGACUUUUGCUAAAAUGGUAGUGUUAACUUACCAUCAAGCAGUGAAGACAGUGGCCGUAUGUACUAUCGAUUCACUAAUUGGGUUCUCUGUUUCUCUAGGAAAAUAUUCUGUGGAAAGUGGCAUGUGGGUUUUAUUUAUUGCCUUAUUUAUUUCUUAUGAAUUGAUUGUUCCUUUUACUACAUUAAUUUUGAAGUGUUCAGUUAAGUGCUAAUUUCUAUCUUAAAUAUCCAACCUUCCUCUGUUAAACUCUUUCUAAUUAACCGUACUAGGCCCUUCUCUUGUACUUAUCACACCUAUUUUGUUGUUGUCCAAUUUCUUGUUCUACUCAAAUUUUGCUAUGUAGUGCAACCCCAAUGUUAAUAUUUUAGUUUGGUGUAGUUUAGGAAUCACUUCUGUUCUUAAUGUUUUUAUCAGUGAAACCUUUUCACUGAUGUUUUUAAAAUGUGGUGUUCAGGUUUUCUGGAAAGAUUGUUAUGCUUUAGCUGUAGUAUCAAAGCCUAAAAUUCCCUUUUAUAUGCCACAGGAAAAGACUGUAUCUCUGUUUAAUUUUAAAAAUCACUUUGCCUUGCACAUUUUUAAUGAAGGAAAUAUGAUAAUUUUUAAUUUGGCAUACCCUUGUAGGCUUUUAAUUUUGAUUUCCAUUAAGAUCAGAAAUCUAUUGUACAAAGCAUGUAAAGCACUCCAAAAGUUUGUCAAAUUUUGUUGAGGAGAUUUCUUAAUAUUUAUGAACGGUGUAUCAUGUGAAGGUGCUCAAGUCGAAGAUUAUCAAUUUGUCCAUUGUAAGCUAAAAUUCUUUUGAUACGUAUUGUUGAAGUCAUGUAGUAUUAGCAUAUAAAAUUAACAGUUUUUACAAAAAUGUGAUGGUAGUUCAAGUGUGGAUGAUGUAUGAUAUGACUGCUAUCUGAUUUGAUUCAGCAAAUGUGAAAUUAGGAGCAACUUAUUUUAUUUCUGAGUUGUUUUUGUUUCAUUUUUUUUUUUUUUUCGAUUUGGUUCUUCUGGUAAAGUGCCGCCAACUGUUUGUUGCCGUUUUAAUUAUGCCACUGAUUUGUGAGAUCAGGACCCUUUUAUUUUCACUAUACGGAGAGUUGGUACAUUUUGGUGUCAAACUUUGAAAUCAAAUGUACAAAUAAAAGAAUGCGGAACAUUUCA
Molecule: messenger RNA, 4870 nt
Organism: Thrips palmi
Lineage: Eukaryota; Metazoa; Arthropoda; Insecta; Thysanoptera; Thripidae
Product: ubiquitin carboxyl-terminal hydrolase 15-like
Exons: 17
Coding region: 226-2955 (909 amino acids)
Biological process (GO): protein deubiquitination
Molecular function (GO): cysteine-type deubiquitinase activity
Source: RefSeq, a predicted model, not a curated record